Molecule: messenger RNA, 2018 nt
Organism: Carya illinoinensis
Lineage: Eukaryota; Viridiplantae; Streptophyta; Magnoliopsida; Fagales; Juglandaceae
Product: cyprosin-like
Exons: 13
Coding region: 266-1822 (518 amino acids)
Biological process (GO): proteolysis; lipid metabolic process
Molecular function (GO): aspartic-type endopeptidase activity
Source: RefSeq, a predicted model, not a curated record
UUAUAUAUGCUGUUGGGAAAUUUACAAGGCGUGUUAAAUGCUUGCAACUGUUCGAACAAUCUGUAAGAUGAUUUCCCUUGGUCAGUAAAAUACUUAUGUUGUUCAAGACAAAGGUGUGGUGUGAGAUAUAUUCCUCCUUUAUUACAUUGCCUCUCCUAUAUAUGAUGGAGCGUCUAGAUACUACUCAGAUCCUGACUCAUUAUCUCUGAUAGCUUCGCAGCAUUAAUUUGUACAUGCUUCAAGCUUAGCAAGGAUUUCACUAAACAUGGGACAUAAGUAUCUUCCUCUGGCUUUCUGUAUAUGGGCUUUGACAUGCUCACUUCUUCCUACUUCUAAUGGCCUUGUGAGGAUUGCCUUGAAGAAGCGACGCCUGGAUCUUGAAAGUAUCAAAACCGACAGAGUGGCGAGAGAAGAGAAAUCAAGAGAGGGCUUACGAGGCAUGCCUCAUUAUCUGCGUAGUUCAGAUGAAGCUAUAGUAACUCUGAAGAAUUAUUUUGGUGCUCAAUAUUUCGGACAAAUUGGAAUUGGCACGCCCCCUCAGAAUUUCACUGUCAUAUUUGAUACUGGCAGCUCCAACCUAUGGGUUCCAUCAUCAAAAUGCUUAUUUUCUGUAGCUUGCUAUUUCCAUUCUAGGUACAGGUCAAGCCGGUCCAGAACAUAUAAAAAGAAUGGAAAAUCUUGCGAAAUAAAAUAUGGAUCUGGAUCAAUUGCUGGUUUCUUCAGUCAAGACAGUGUUAAAGUGGCAGGUCUUAUUGUCAAGGAUCAAGUGAGUUAUUCCUUUCUGUUUAUGUCCCUCUCUGGAAGUUUUCUCGAAACUGCAUUUUCAUAUGGCUGCUAUAAUGUUUCACUUGUAAUAGUCCGUCCUUCUUUUGGACUUGGAUUUCAGGAGAUUUCAGUUGGGAAUGCUGUGCCAGCGUGGUACAAUAUGGUGCAGCAAGGUCAUGUAAAGGAGGAGGUUUUUUCAUUCUGGCUUAACCAGGAUCCGGAUGCAAAAGAGGGAGGUGAACUUGUCUUUGGUGGUGUUGAUCCAAAGCACUUUAAAGGAGACCACACCUAUGUUCCAGUCACUAAAAAGGGUUAUUGGCAGUUUGAAAUUGGAGAUUUCCUCCUUGGGGGCCAUUCCACAGGUGUCUGCGAGGGUGGCUGUGCUGCUAUUGUGGAUUCAGGAACGUCCUUACUUGUUGGUCCAACUCCUAUUGUAACUGAAAUAAACCACGCCAUCGGGGCCCAAGGAAUCGUGAGUGCAGAAUGCAAGCAAGUUGUAACACAGUAUGGAGACUCAAUAUGGGAUCUCCUAGUAACUGGGGUAUUACCCGACAAGGUAUGUUCACAGCUUGGAAUAUGUCUUUAUGACGGGGCACAGUACGUAAGCUCUGGAAUUGAGACAGUGAUUGAGAAGGGAAAAAGGAAUGGAUCAUUGCCUGCGGAUGAACUCUUGUGCACUGCUUGUGAGACGGCUGUUAUUUGGAUCCACAACCAGUUAAGACAGAAGGGAACAAAGGACAAAGUACUCAAAUACGUGAAUGAUCUGUGCGAGAAACUGCCAAGUCCAGCAGGAGAAUCAGUAAUAGAAUGCGAUAGCAUUGCAGAGAGGCCAAAUAUUGCAUUCACCAUCGCCAACAAAACUUUCAAUCUCGCUCCAGAACAGUAUAUUCUGAGAACUGGAGAGGGCCUUUCUACCGUAUGCGUCAGUGGAUUUAUGGCUCUAGAUAUCGCUCCUCCAGGGGGUCCACUCUGGAUUCUUGGAGACGUAUUCAUGGGGGCUUACCACACAGUUUUUGACUUCGGUAAUCUUCGACUGGGUUUUGCUGAAGCUGCUUAAUGACCUAACUGUCUGGUAUUUGUAGCCAGUAAUCAUACUCCCAAGCAAUGUUCUGAUAUCAUAGUUUGUGGUUAAAUAAUGUAUUUUACUUAAAAACUUUGCGAUGUUUGACAGAUGAGAAUUGAGGAGGUGCCUAUGUAUACAUACUUGAAAUAUUGCAAUACAAAUUUUCCUAUACAAAUCAUUGCUCUGGCAA